AUGGCCUUAUCUUCUACUUGUUCUCUCUUUCUCAACACCACUGAUUAUUCACCUCACAAAUCACUCCAUUGUCUACCAUCUUCCUCUUCUUCUUCUUCUCACUUUCCUUUCAAACCUCUCAUCCACCACACUCACAACACCCUUCCCCUCUCUCAAAAAUGGACAACUAAUGUAUCAUUCUUUACUUCUUUCUUUAUAAAACCCAAAGAUGUUAGCAUCAUUAAGGAAGACCUUCUUCAAGCCAUUGCUUCGCUUGAUCGAGGAGCUGAUGCCACUCCUGAAGACCAACAAAGUGUUGAUCAGAUUGCACGCAAACUUGAAGCACUUAAUCCAACUAAGGAGCCUCUCAAAUCUAAUUUACUUGAUGGAAAAUGGGAGCUUAUUUACACUACCUCUCAGUCAAUCUUGCAAAUUAAGAGACCAAAGUUUUUGAGAUCAGUUACAAAUUAUCAAGCAAUCAAUGCUGAUACUCUCCGAGCCCAAAACAUGGAAUCUCGACCAUUCUUCAACCAGGUGACAGCAGAUUUAACACCUCUGAAUACAAGGAAAGUGGCUGUGAAAUUCGAUACCUUCAAAAUUGGAGGCUUCAUACCCGUUAAGGCUCCUGACACGGCUCGUGGCGAACUGGAAAUAACAUAUUUGGAUGAAGAACUUAGGGUAUCAAGAGGGGACAAAGGAAACUUGUUCAUCUUGAAAAUGGUGGAUCCAUCUUAUCGGAUUCCUGCAUGA
This is a messenger RNA of Vicia faba (fava bean), 729 nucleotides long. Lineage: Eukaryota; Viridiplantae; Streptophyta; Magnoliopsida; Fabales; Fabaceae. The record is from the annotation of a GenBank genome assembly.